This is a messenger RNA of Alnus glutinosa, 546 nucleotides long. Its product is annotated as geranylgeranyl pyrophosphate synthase, chloroplastic-like. Gene Ontology annotation, molecular function: geranylgeranyl diphosphate synthase activity. Gene Ontology annotation, biological process: isoprenoid biosynthetic process. The record is from RefSeq and is a predicted model, not a curated record. The transcript is spliced from 2 exons. The coding region runs from base 1 to 546 and encodes 181 amino acids. Lineage: Eukaryota; Viridiplantae; Streptophyta; Magnoliopsida; Fagales; Betulaceae.
AUGGCCUCCUCUGUCACGGUGGUGGUUCUGGCCGCAUUCAAACGAUCGAAUCAAACCCCACCUUCAGUUUCAAAAAUUACAUGGCCCAAAAAGUCAAUUGCCAUCAACCAAGCCCUCGACUCCGCCGUUUCGCUGAAAGAGCCGCAGAAGCUCUACGAGGCCAUGCGCAACUCCCUCCUCGCCGGCGGCAAGCGAGUCGGCCCCAUCCUCUGCAUCGCCGCCUGCAAGUUCGUCGGUGGCACCGAACGUAUGGCCAUGCCCGCCGCUUGCGCUGUGGAGAUGAUCCACACCAUGUCUCUGAUCCACGACGACCCUCCUUGCAUGGACAACGACCAUCUUCGCCGCGGAAAGCCCACGAGCCACAAGGCCUUCGGCGAAACCUUGGCGGUGCUCGCCGGCGACGCUCUCCUGCAGGCAAUGGCGUUCGAGCACAUAGCAGCGUUCACCGUGGGCGUGCCGCCGGCGAGGAUCGUCCGUGGGAUUGGGGAGCUCGCGAGAUUCAUUGGGGCGGAAGGGGUUGUUGGCGGCAGUAUUGAUGUGAUAUAG